Momordica charantia (bitter melon) is the source of this 2227-nucleotide messenger RNA. RefSeq lists its product as uncharacterized. Gene Ontology annotation, molecular function: carbohydrate binding; catalytic activity. Gene Ontology annotation, biological process: carbohydrate metabolic process. The record is from RefSeq and is a predicted model, not a curated record. Lineage: Eukaryota; Viridiplantae; Streptophyta; Magnoliopsida; Cucurbitales; Cucurbitaceae.
AAAUAAGAAUCAAAAUGAAAUUUCCAGAUUGCUUUCUUUUGUCCUUGAAUCUCAAUACAUUGGGUUUGUCAAUUACUCAUACCCUGACCUUACAGCAAAUAUGCGUUGGCAAAAUGCAUGGGGAAAAACUGCAGAAGGACUUGGUUCGAGCUUCCCAGAAACAGGACAUUUGUUCUGUGAGAAGGAUUGGCUUUUCUGCUCAACAAGUCAGAACAGUAAUUAAGUCUAAGGCCGUCGACAUGCCGCCUCUGGGUGUGCAACUAUACGUCACAGAACGUCAGGUGGUGAUGGAUAAUGGCAUAGUUCAAGUCACGUUUUCAAACCCAGAUGGCAUAGUGAUCGGAAUCCGAUACAAUGGAGUCGACAACUUGCUCGAAAUUCUCAACGACGAAUAUAACAGAGGGUAUUGGGACCUCGUGUGGAGCCCAUCCGCCUCCACAACUGGAUCGUUCGAUGUGAUAAAGGCUACGAGUUUUGAGGUUAUAGUGGAAAAUGAAGACCAAGUGGAGCUCUCCUUUACACGAAAAUGGGAUCUGUCUCUCGAGGGAAAGCUUGUGCCUUUAGAGAUUGAUAAAAGGUUUGUAAUGCUUCGGGGUUCGUCAGGGUUCUACUCUUAUGCUAUUUACCAACACUUGAAAGAAUGGCCUGGUUUCAACCUUGGUGAAACCAGACUCGCCUUCAAACUCAGAAAAGACAAGUUCCACUAUAUGGCCAUGGCAGACAACAGACAGAGAUCCAUGCCGCUGCCAGAUGACCGGUCUCCGCCAAGAGGCCGAGCCCUGGCCUAUCCGGAGGCUGUCCUGCUCGUCGACCCCGUCGAACCUGAGCUCCAGGGAGAGGUGGAUGACAAGUAUCAAUAUUCAUGUGACAACAAAGAUAGCAGCGUCCAUGGAUGGAUAUCCACUGACCCGCCGGUCGGGUUCUGGCUAAUCACCCCCAGCAACGAGUUCCGGUCCGGCGGACCCGUUAAGCAGAACCUGACUUCUCACGUCGGCCCAACCACCCUUGCUGUUUUUAUUAGCGCCCAUUACACGGGAGAGGAUCUGGUCCCUAAAAUCGGAGCGGGCGAGGCGUGGAAGAAAGUUUUUGGUCCUGUGUUCAUCUAUCUCAACUCAACUUACGAUUCCAGCGACGCAAUUCAGCUCUGGGAAGAUGCCAAAGCACAGGAGACGAUCGAAGUCCAAAGUUGGCCCUACAGCUUCCCUGCUUCGGAUGAUUUUCCAAAGUCAAACCAGCGUGGUAAUAUCGGUGGUAGACUCUUAGUCAAGGAUAGGUACGUCAGCGAAGACUUCAUACCAGCAAACGGUGCGUUUGUUGGCUUAGCGCCACCAGGAGACGUAGGAUCGUGGCAAAGAGAGAGUAAGGGCUACCAAUUUUGGAGUAGAGCAGAUGAAAGUGGAUACUUUUCUAUCAACGGCGUAAGAACUGGCGACUACAAUCUUUAUGCAUGGGUCCCCGGUUUCAUUGGAGAUUAUCGAAAUGAUUCUCUCAUCAACAUUUCAGAAGGUAGUGAGAUAGACGUGGGUGACAUAAUAUACGAAGCUCCGAGAGAAGGGGCUACAAUGUGGGAAAUAGGAAUCCCCGAUCGCUCAGCAGCAGAGUUCUAUGUUCCAGAUCCAAAUCCUGGCUACGUCAAUAAGCUCUAUCUUAACCAUCCUGAUAAGUUUCGGCAGUAUGGUCUGUGGGAAAGAUACACAGAAUUGUACCCCGACGCAGACUUGGUAUAUACAAUUGGCGUUAGUGAUUACACUAAGGAUUGGUUCUUCGCACAGGUCACCAGGAAGACAGAAAACGGAACAUUCAAGGGGACAACGUGGCAAGUGAAGUUCAAGCUGGACAAUGUGGACAGAAAAGGAACUUACAAGCUUCGGAUCGCUUUGGCUUCCGCUUCUCUGGCGGAAUUGCAGGUUGCCGUAAAUGACCCAAAAUCAAAGCCAGCGUUCUCGAGUGGGCUGAUCGGAAGGGACAAUUCGAUCGCCAGACACGGAAUUCACGGCCUGCAUUGGCUCUACAACGUGGAUAUUCCGGCCAAUCGCCUCGUCGCCGGCGACAACGUCAUCUUUUUCACGCAACCAAGGAGCACCAGCCCUUUCCAAGCUAUUAUGUACGAUUAUAUUCGUCUGGAAUCUCCUCCACCUCCCUCCUCCGCCCAUGCUUUGAAUUAAUAUAUAUAUUUUUAAUCUGUUUUUAAAUAAUAAUUUUUAGAUGCGUUCCAAUUUCAAAUGAA